Clarias gariepinus (North African catfish) is the source of this 2342-nucleotide messenger RNA. RefSeq names its product WD repeat domain 45B (gene wdr45b). The transcript has 10 exons. The coding region runs from base 138 to 1172 and encodes 344 amino acids. Gene Ontology annotation, biological process: autophagy of mitochondrion; nucleophagy; protein lipidation. The record is from RefSeq and is a predicted model, not a curated record. Gene Ontology annotation, molecular function: protein binding; phosphatidylinositol-3,5-bisphosphate binding; phosphatidylinositol-3-phosphate binding. Gene Ontology annotation, cellular component: cytosol; extrinsic component of membrane; phagophore assembly site membrane. NCBI's taxonomy places the organism in Eukaryota, Metazoa, Chordata, Actinopteri, Siluriformes, Clariidae.
CUUCCUGCCGAGGAAGGAGGGAGCAGUGGAUAGGAGCGCUCGAUGAUCCUCCAGAGCCUUGAGGAAUGCUGUCUUUUGGGUUAAACAACUUAAGUAUCCGAUUUUGACAGUUUCGGGCUCAACAACGUACGCGCACCAUGAAUUUACUGCCAUCCAAUCCUCACGGAAAUGGACUUCUGUAUGCUGGAUUCAACCAAGAUCAUGGAUGCUUUGCAUGCGGGAUGGAAAAUGGCUUCAGGGUGUACAACACAGAUCCUCUUAAAGAAAAAGAAAAGCAAGAAUUUCUUGAGGGUGGAGUCGGGCAUGUUGAGAUGCUAUUUCGAUGCAACUACCUUGCACUUGUCGGAGGAGGCAAGAAACCCAAAUACCCACCUAAUAAAGUUAUGAUCUGGGAUGACCUUAAGAAAAAGACUGUGAUUGAGAUUGAGUUUUCCACAGAAGUCAAAGCUGUUAAACUACGAAGAGACAGAAUUGUAGUGGUCCUGGAUUCAAUGAUCAAAGUCUUUACUUUCACACACAACCCUCAUCAGCUGCAUGUCUUUGAAACAUGCUACAACCCUAAAGGUUUGUGUGUUCUUUGUCCAAACAGCAACAAUUCUUUGCUAGCAUUCCCUGGCACCCACUCUGGACAUGUGCAGAUAGUAGACCUGGCCAACACAGAGAGGCCCCCGGUGGACAUUCCUGCCCAUGAGGGAGCUCUGUGUUGUAUUGCCCUCAACCUCCAGGGCACACGGAUAGCUACAGCUUCAGAAAAAGGGACUCUGAUCAGAAUAUUUGAUACAUCUGCAGGUCAUUUAAUUCAGGAGUUAAGACGAGGGUCGCAGACGGCAAACAUAUAUUGCAUUAACUUUAACCAGGAUGCAUCUCUCAUCUGUGUGUCAAGUGACCAUGGGACUGUCCAUAUAUUUGCUGCAGAGGAUCCCAAAAGGAACAAGCAAUCAAGCUUGGCUUCUGCCAGUUUUCUGCCUAAGUAUUUCAGCUCCAAGUGGAGUUUCUCAAAGUUCCAGGUCCCAUCUGGCUCACCCUGUGUCUGUGCCUUUGGAACUGAACCCAAUGCAGUCAUAGCCAUUUGUGCUGAUGGCAGCUAUUACAAGUUCCUGUUCAACCAAAAAGGGGAGUGUUCCAGGGAUGUAUAUGCUCAGUUCUUGGAAAUGACCGAUGAGAAGAUCUAAGCACUCUUGGAUUCAAUAGAUUUUUUUUUCAUUUCCUGACAUGUCCAAAUUUGAAGAAUGUCAGAGGAAUAACUGUUUAUGGCAUUCCUGACUAAAGUGACUCCCUGUUGCAGGAGGAUGUAGAGAUUUGUAAUCUCACUAGCCAGUUUUUAAAGAAACUCUGACCAUUGGAGAGAUGGAUGAAUAAACUGACUGCGGCCAAUUGGUGGCGUAAGAAGAGGGAAACUAUUUUUGAAUGACAACAGUUACUUUUUAAAAAGGUCUUCCACGAGAACUGCUGUUUUAUAAGUAUAGAGUUGGCUAGAAGAAUAUUUGUCCACUAACUAACCUACUUUAGACAGUGCCUCUGUCAUUACUGAAGAGGAAGGAUGAGUGUAUGCUUACUCAUCAGUCACAAUAUGUAUGUGCAUAAUACUGGUAGCCUUAGGUUUUGUUUUACCUGAUGUAUAAACACAAAAUGCCAGGCAUAUGUAACUGCAACGAUUUAGCAUAGUACAACAGAACAACAGUUACAGUGUAGAUAUGUUUUUUUUUUUUUUUUCAUUUGUUGUUACUUACAGUACGUAUAUGUGCACUUUUCAUGAAUUUUAUCACAGGUGUUAAGAGUUAAUCUAUCAGAACAAAUUAGUAUUUGCUUAAAACCUUUUAAUAGUGUGUGCAUAGCCAUGUGCGUUCUAUAAAUGUAUUACACGUGUUCUUUUCAUAAUUAGUCAUAAGCCAGAGAGAAGCUUCCUGUUUAAUUAAAAUUUGAUUUUGAUCUUUAAAAUAAUAAUUGUUCAAAUUUGGGCUGCUAAUAUAUGGUAUUAAUAUAAAAGGGUUGACUUGAAAUUUGACAAAUGAUUGGUAUGCCUUUAAAAAUAUUGAACGUAUUUAUUUUAGUUAAAUAAAAUCAACCCCCCCCCCACUAUUGUGACAGCAAAAAUACUACUAAAGUACCCAACCGUAACAUCUGUAUGCUUGAACUGUAUUCAUUAAAUUGUUUGCUCAUAUUUUACUUUUCUAAGUUUGUUAAUUAGCUUAUUUCAUGCUUUUGUCAUGAUUGUAUAUGUACAAGUGAUCACACAUAAUGCAGCAUUUAACAUGCUGUAAUGUAUGCUAUGACUGAGUUACACAGGGAUACAUAGAACACAAAUGUAUCUUGUAACAAAUUAAACACGAUUGUAAAAACAA